AUGGUGUUUAGAGUGUUUCAUGAAAAUUAUGGGCCUUAUUAUGUAUGUGCUUGCAAAAAUUUAUACCCAUUACAAGAAACAUACUUGGGAUCAUACUUUCAAACACAGUUGUACUCCCCAGAAACUAAACUCAUGUUGCUGCUAUUCAUUGAUUCUCUUCAUAGGGACCAAUACUACAUGGAUGGUGUAAUGCGUGGCGAUCCAAGAGCUCGGCAUGCAGGCCACCCAGCCUACAGAGGACCCCCUCCUCCAGGGGGACGGGGUCCUCCACCUCCUCGUGAAAAGCGCACACGCUGGUUUGUUGCGCUCUUUGAUUAUGACCCAACAACCAUGUCUCCUAAUCCUGACGCAUGUGAAGAAGAGCUGCCCUUCUCUGAAGGAGACACGAUAAAGGUCUAUGGUGAAAAGGAUGCUGAUGGUUUUUACUGGGGUGAAUGCAGAGGUAGAAGGGGAUACGUGCCGCAUAACAUGGUUGUGGAGGUGCAGGAUAUGCCAAAAAAUAGUAUAGAACCUGUAAGGGGACAACAUCCUCAUCCUUCACAUGGACCUCCUCAUUCUCGUGAUCGAUGGGGAGAUAUAUAUGCCAACAUGCCAGUCAAAAAGAUGAUUGCACUUUAUGAUUAUGAUCCUCAGGAACUGUCACCAAAUGUUGAUGCCGAGGUGGAACUGUCCUUCAACACGGGUAACAUCAUCUACGUUUAUGGGGAAAUGGAUGAUGAUGGGUUCUACAUGGGAGAGCUUGAUGGUGUUCGUGGGCUGGUGCCAUCUAACUUCCUGACAGAGGCACCAGCUGACUAUGAAGAUGGCAGUGGGCCACCUCGGCAGCAGCGGCUGCCCCCUCAGGAUCAUCGUGGGAGCCGACCUCUUGUGGGGCAUGGUCCUGGUGCCAGGGGCCCUCCACCACCACCCCGUGAUGCUCGUGACCGCAGGAAAGCAGGGUCAGAGGUCGAGAGGCGGCCCACUACCACCCCACGGUCGGAGAGGUGGUAGGGGGGGCGGAGACUGGGGCCCGCGCGGCCCCCCAGAGGAGGGGCACCACCAGUCACCGCAGCGGCCACAGCGCGGGCAAGAGGACCACCACCGUCAGCAGCCACAACACCAACAGCAGCAGCACCA
Messenger RNA from Schistocerca nitens (vagrant locust), 1116 nucleotides. Its product is annotated as RIMS-binding protein 2-like. The coding region runs from base 1 to 990 and encodes 329 amino acids. Gene Ontology annotation, biological process: neuromuscular synaptic transmission. The record is from RefSeq and is a predicted model, not a curated record. Gene Ontology annotation, molecular function: protein binding. Lineage: Eukaryota; Metazoa; Arthropoda; Insecta; Orthoptera; Acrididae. The transcript is spliced from 5 exons.